AUGGAUAGAAGUUGGAUGCACCUGAUAGAUAGAGUUACGUCAAAGGAGUACGCUGAAGGGGUCGAACAGUUCCUUACAAUAGCUCGAGCGCACGCAAUAGAAACUGACCGCAUCCGUUGUCCUUGUCGUUCGUGCUAUAAUAAUAUCUUCCUCCCUAUAUCGGAGGUGGAAACACACUUGUACCUAAAUGGGAUUAAUCCAAAUUACAACCCCUGGAUAUUUCAUGGGGAAGAUGAGAUUCUGGAUGUUAGUGAUGACAAUCAGCCAGCGUCACCUACUAAUGAUGACGAAUAUAUUGAUGACAUGGAGCAGAUGUUAGAUGACAUUCGGGAAGGCACGGUCAUAGGUGAGGUGGACGAGCUUGCCGAACCAAGAGUUCACCCACCUAUAGGUGAGGCAACCCCUUCCUCCUCAUUUGACAAACUAUUAGAUGAUGCACGGCUUCCACUUUACCAGGGGUGUAAACAGUAUUCAAAGCUCUCAUUCAUUGUGAAGUUGCUUCACAUCAAAGCCAUUGGGGGUUGGUCGGUUAAGUCAUUCGAUCUGCUCCUGAAGUUGUUGAGGUCUGCAUUUCCGGACGCUGAUUUCCCGCAUUCUUACGAAGCGGCACGGUCACUAGAGCGGGGUUUAGGCUUCAAAUACCACAAAAUACAUGCUUGUCCUAACGAUUGCGUGUUAUUUUGGAAGGACAAUGCAGACCUGAAUGAGUGUCCAAAAUGCAAGGCCCCUCGGUGGCUACCAAAUACACAUAGAAACCGCUUAAUCCCUCAGAAGGUGUUACGUCAUUUUCCUUUGAAGACGAGGUUGCAACGACUAUAUAUGUCAGCUAAGAUGUCAGCUAAUAUGAGAUGGCAUAAAGAGCAUAGAAACAGUGAUGGUGGCAUUAUGAGGCAUCCAUCCGAUUCACAAGUUUGGACUACUUUCGACAAUGAUCAUAGUUGGUUUGCAAGAGAUGCUCGCAAUAUCAGGCUUGGUUUAGCGAGUGAUGGUUUCAAUCCUUUCAACAACCUUGCAAAACCGUAUAGUAUCUGGCCCGUCAUCCUCAUGCCGUAUAAUUUGCCUCCGUGGUUAUGCAUGAAAGACCAAUUCUUCAUCACAUCUCUCAUUAUUCCUGGUCCAAAAUCACCUGGAAAUGAGAUUGAUGUAUACUUGCAGCCCUUGGUAGAUGAAUUGAAUGAGCUUUGGGAGAAUGGGGUGCAUACAUAUGAUGCGUACAAGAAGGAAACUUUCAGAUUGCAUGCGGCUUUAAUGUGGACAAUAAAUGACUUUCCCGCAUAUGGGAACCUCUCGGGUUGGUCAACUAAAGGGAAAUUGGCGUGUCCUUCAUGCAAUGCUGAUACAGAUGCUAUGUGGUUGACCUAUGGCCAUAGUACAUCUAGAAAUAGAUGGAGGAGAAAGAGAAAAGGACGUGAACAAGGACGUGAAGAGGAAGACGAGAACUGUGAUGAAGAGAGUAGGACAAAGGGGUCGGGAAGAGAAGGAAGAGUAGGAAGAGCAGGACAAGGAGUACGAGGAGAGGAAGAGAUGAGGGAGGAUGAGAGAAAUGUAGGAGGAAAAGAGGAGGAGUAG
This is a messenger RNA of Juglans regia (Persian walnut), 1569 nucleotides long. RefSeq lists its product as uncharacterized. Bases 1 to 1569 code for a protein of 522 amino acids. Lineage: Eukaryota; Viridiplantae; Streptophyta; Magnoliopsida; Fagales; Juglandaceae. The transcript has 2 exons. The record is from RefSeq and is a predicted model, not a curated record.